AUGAAUAGAAAUACAGAUGCUGAAUUGGAUGAAGAUGAGAAACGUGAUAUUUUGGAAGCGUUUAAUAUAUUUGAUUUAAAUAAGGAUGGACAUCUGGAUUUCCAUGAAUUUAAAGCGGCUACAAGAGCAUUAGGGUUUGAAGUUGAUAAGAAACAAUUAUUAGAACUUAUAUCUCAUUAUGAUAAAGAUGGUCGUCACUUAAUUAAUUUUGAAGAUUUUCAAGAGAUAAUGAUACAAUGGAUGCUUGAGAGAGAUCCUAUGUUGGAAAUUAAGAAAGCAUUCCAUUUGUUUGAUGAAGAUGGUACUGGGAAAAUAACAAUGAAGGAUUUAAAAAAAUUAGCAAAAAGUUUAGAUAUAAGGAUAUCAGAUGAAGAAUUGAAAGAAAUGAUUGAUGAAUUUGAUUUAGAUGGUGAUGGAGGUAUCAAUGAAGAAGAAUUUAUUUCAAUUUGCACCGACACCAGCUAA
This is a messenger RNA of Naumovozyma dairenensis CBS 421, 465 nucleotides long. It is a transcript of the gene CDC31, whose product is annotated as centrin. The transcript has a single exon. Gene Ontology annotation, biological process: spindle pole body duplication. Lineage: Eukaryota; Fungi; Ascomycota; Saccharomycetes; Saccharomycetales; Saccharomycetaceae. Gene Ontology annotation, cellular component: half bridge of spindle pole body; mitotic spindle pole body. The coding region runs from base 1 to 465 and encodes 154 amino acids. Gene Ontology annotation, molecular function: calcium ion binding; microtubule binding. The record is from RefSeq and is a predicted model, not a curated record.